CUAAAUAUGGCGUGUCGUUGACGUUCAAGUAACUGGCGCCAAUUACUGGUCAAUGUGUAAAUCAGCUAUAAAGACCUAAAAAUAGUGCGUCCUUUGAGGUGGCAGAUUUGAUACAAUUUUGAACUUUACUUGCGUUACUUAAUAAGAUUCUGAAGGGGCAGUUUGUAGUAUAGAAUACGAAACGCUUAUAACGUAUUUUCGCAAUGUUUUUGUUCUGAGACCUAUGCAUUUCCCGAGUAUCAACCGGCAAAAAUCGAUAAGAAUUAUUUGUGCACACACCAUAUAUGUGGCUCUCUACAAAAGACAUUCCUCCAAGGGACAAAUGACCUUUGGGGUAAAGUCCCUUUAAAAAUAAGAACCAAACCGAGACAUUCCUCCAGUUUUAAGGAUCCAUAACAAUGAUCUUCAAAAGUUCCAUCGUUGCUUUCGCCGGUCUGUUCUUUCUAGGAUCGAUCCUCACAGCACAGCACAACACAAAUGAAAUACUCUCCAGUCACCCUUACAAUUUUUUCCGAUACUUUCACAUGUGUUUCCCUCGAGCAGAUCAAGAGCACAAACCUCCUCCGACAACGUUAGACCCCGCUUCAAUAUACAUCCUAUACGACGUGAAUCCCCCGGAAGGUUUCAAUCUGCGCCGGGAUGUCUACAUCCGACUGGCAGUAUUUUUGCGUUCACUCAAGCUUCGCCCUGGCCACAGCAACGCAAAGCUUGUUCUGCCACCCUGGUCGGAGCUUUACCACUGGCGGAGCAGUAUUUUGAACCAGCUGCACAUCCCAUGGGGCCACUUCUUCGAUUUGGAGUCGAUGAAACGAUACGCUGAUGUUAUCGAACUCCACGAGCUGUUCACCGAGCAUAAGCUCAGAUUCCCUGAAAAGCCCUCCAUUCGGAUAGAUGAAUAUUAUCAGCUGCUCAACUUUGAGGAUAUGUUUGAAAACGGUGUGUUUGUGGACAAAUUCGAGCGAAAGGCUUGUACGAAAGGGCCACUGCCACCGGUGGGGGGUGUGCAUGGCGUGAUGGGCUAUCGGAACAUCACCAUUGACGACCGGAUAUGUGUUAAGUUCCAGGGCUCGGCAUCGCUUCUCUUCAACAUGUUUGAAAAAUUCAAGUCGUCAACGGCCGGACAGUUUCGCAUUAUUUUCAUCAACAAUGCCGAAAUCGUUUUGCACGAUUACUGGGGCAACGUGGAUUAUUGGGAAGCUCGCCGCUCGUUACGUUUCAACGCUCAGCUAGUGCAGGAAGCGAACCGAUUCCGGUUGGAGCAAUUCAAUUCCACAAACGAGUGGGAUCGUGUCCAGAGACCGGCUUCCUGGACCGAUGAAAAGCCCUAUCGCAGAGCGAGAGGAGGAGAGUAUCUGUGUGCUCACAUCAGACGAGCCGAUUUUAUGUACGGACGAGAGCGGACCACUCCCACGCUGUACUCCGCUGCGAUACAGAUCAAACGAAAGCUGCUGGAACUAGGGCUGAGGAAAAUUUUCAUCUCGUCCGAUGGAUCCAAGAUGGAUUUUCACGAAUUGAAAAACUAUCUGAAACGAUUCAAAGUUGUCCGCUACGUGCCGGAAAGCCAGCAGGAGCUGGCGCGUUUCAAGGACGGGGGUGUGGCCAUCAUUGAUCAGAUUAUUUGCUCGCAUGCGCGAUUUUUUAUCGGAACGUACGAAUCCACCUUCACGUAUCGAAUCUACGAAGAGCGUGAGAUACUAGGCUUUCCGAAGGAUCUUACCUUCAACACGUUCUGUAGAGAAGAAGAGACCACCAACUGUGAACGCAAUUCGAUCUGGCCGAUACAGUAUGACUGAACUACGUGCGGAGGGAAUAUUUACUGAUAUCUCAAAUGGUUGCAAUGAAACUAGCUUCAGCUGCGAGUACAAUUCAGUCGACAAAGACAGCCGACGACAUCGGGAUGUGCCAUAUUUAGAGUUAAAAAUAGGACUAGGUUUUAGUUUUCUACUUGGACGUGCAAUCAAAACGUUUGUUUCCUAAAAUGUAUGGUAAUGACGAAUAAUACUCAAAGAAAUACAAGUAUAUUCAGUUUCAGUAUACAA
Toxorhynchites rutilus septentrionalis is the source of this 2039-nucleotide messenger RNA. Its product is annotated as GDP-fucose protein O-fucosyltransferase 2. The transcript has 2 exons. Gene Ontology annotation, molecular function: peptide-O-fucosyltransferase activity. Bases 399 to 1793 code for a protein of 464 amino acids. The record is from RefSeq and is a predicted model, not a curated record. NCBI's taxonomy places the organism in Eukaryota, Metazoa, Arthropoda, Insecta, Diptera, Culicidae. Gene Ontology annotation, biological process: protein O-linked glycosylation via fucose.